AUGGGGGACAAAUUUGGAACCGUCCAGCAAGGUAACAGAGAUGUCAUGCAUCAGAACACUUUGUCGCCGUUUAUGGGUCUCAAUAAACCCGUCACUGCCCUGGAGAUGCGGGAGGAUUUUGGUAAGAAGAGUGCACCAGCUCAAGUGCCUCGGUCACCAGUAGUUGCCAUAUCAAAUAACAAAGGAGAGGUGUUUAUAAACGGAGCAACGACUACAAAUUCAAGUUUGCAGGUUAAAGGAAAUCGUUCAAGAGUUGUCAUGCGAGCACAUGCGAUGCCUCUUAGAAUCGCCAACCAGGGUGUAUCAGAUCAGGUCGCUUUUAACAUUGUCCUUCAGCACGGCAACCCGCAUCUAAAACCCAGGAACUUCGCGGACUGCCCUAGAAUGCGUUCAAAGAUGCGCUGA
This is a messenger RNA of Histoplasma mississippiense, 405 nucleotides long. RefSeq lists its product with no specific name. Bases 1 to 405 code for a protein of 134 amino acids. Lineage: Eukaryota; Fungi; Ascomycota; Eurotiomycetes; Onygenales; Ajellomycetaceae. The transcript is spliced from 6 exons. The record is from RefSeq and is a predicted model, not a curated record.